Messenger RNA from Fusarium odoratissimum NRRL 54006, 1860 nucleotides. Its product is annotated as alcohol dehydrogenase. The transcript has 5 exons. Gene Ontology annotation, cellular component: cytosol. Gene Ontology annotation, molecular function: aldose reductase (NADPH) activity. The coding region runs from base 199 to 1257 and encodes 352 amino acids. NCBI's taxonomy places the organism in Eukaryota, Fungi, Ascomycota, Sordariomycetes, Hypocreales, Nectriaceae. The record is from RefSeq and is a predicted model, not a curated record.
AGCGCUUUUCCGUGUAAACUGCACCCCAAACUUGCUCGAAGAGGCAAAAAUGCCCCUCGAGCUCGGUGACAUGCCUAGCGUUUUGGCGGGGUUCACCCCGCAAAGAUGAGCGUAGAUUGGGGGGGCUUUUUUAUGGAAGAAUACUGUAAUAGAGUAGCUCGGUAGAUUAAGCUACGUAGGCAUGAGGGGCAUUGGGUCAUGUUCAUGAUGUGGCAGCGGUUUAUAACCUGCACGUCUCCCGCUUCUGUACGAGCUUCUUCUCUUGUGUUUUGUUCUAGAUCCCUCUCAUCUUCUUCACGAUAUCCACCGUCUUACAAGAUUCACACAAUGGCUCCCUCUACCUUCAAGCUCAACACUGGCCAGGAGAUCCCUGCGCUUGGUCUCGGUACCUGGCAGUCCCCCAGUGGCGAGGUCGAGAAGGCCGUCACAUACGCUCUCAAGGACGGUUACAAGCUGAUCGACUGCGCCUACUGCUACGGAAACGAAGAGGAGGUUGGUGCUGGUCUCAAGGCUGCUUUUGAGGCUGGUGUCAAGCGUGAGGACAUCUUUGUUGUCACCAAGGUCUGGGCCACUUAUAACACCCGCCCUGAGCUUGGUCUCGACAAGAGCUUGAAGGCUCUUGGACUUGACUAUGUUGAUCUUUUCCUGGUGCACUGGCCUCUUCUCCUCAACCCCGAGGGUAACGACGACAAGUUCCCCAAGAAGCCUGAUGGUUCCCGAGAUGUUAUCCGAGACUACAACCACGUCGAUGGCUGGAAGCUCAUGGAGAAGCUCCCCGCUACUGGCAAGACCCGUGGUGUCGGUGUCUGCAACUACAGCAAGAAGUACCUCGAGGAGCUUCUGCCUCAUGCCACUAUCAUCCCCGCCGUCAACCAGAUCGAGAACCAUCCUAGUCUUCCUCAGCAGGAGAUUGUCGACUUCUGCAAGGAGAAGGGCAUUCACAUUGAGGCAUAUAGUCCCUUUGGCAGCACUGGUGGCCCCGUCAUGACUGCUGAGCCUGUUGUCAAGAUUGCCGAGAAGAAGGGUGUCUCCGCCUCUACCGUCCUCCUCAGCUACCAUGUCGCCCGUGGCAGCACCGUCCUCGCUAAGUCAGUCACCCCCGAGCGUAUCACCGCCAACAAGACCAUUGUCGACCUUGACGACGAGGACAUGAAGGCUUUGAACGACUACUCGGAAGACCUUGUCAAGAAGGGCGAAGUCAAGCGAUAUGUCUACCCUCCCUUCGGCAUCGACUUCGGUUUCCCCGAUAAGUCAUGAAUCAAAGGUCGGCUAUAGUUAUAUGAUAUUGGGAAUAAAGAUGAGAUAUGAUGAAAAGCGGCAUUGAAUGAUAUUGCAUCUAUGAUAGAUCAGAAGCUCAAGUUGGCUUCAUGAAUAGAAAAAGUAAAACUCAUGAAUAUUCGACGUUGCUUAAUGUGCUAGUGCUUGCUUUGACGUAAUAUAGCCAUAAUGCUUCGAGGACCAAGUCAUAGGAACACCCCAUGGGAUGCUUCUAGUUUGGACUACAAUGGGAUCUGCCGAACUGCGAUGCCGCGUCUGCGAUUCUGGCCUGAAAUGCUAGUAUGUAACUUUCUGCAUGUCCAAAAACUGGUUAUUUCGUUUGCAUCUUAGUGGAAGACUUUGUGGCUGUUGAACAUACAACUCUCUCAACACCGUCUUCCAUAGGUAUGUUCACUCAUCAGUCAGACAAGUCAAGUAUAGCAGCGAGAAAGGUCAAGGUGCAGUAUUAACUUGUCAAACAUCUCAUCAUUUUGCCAGAAACUAGGUAUCUAUAAUCUUCAAGACCCCAUACAACACGCCUUUUAUCCCAUUCAUUAAACCCUCACUGUUAACACCCACAACCGUUAUUAAUUUACAACCGAC